This is a messenger RNA of Guillardia theta CCMP2712, 593 nucleotides long. RefSeq lists its product as hypothetical. The transcript has 3 exons. NCBI's taxonomy places the organism in Eukaryota, Cryptophyceae, Pyrenomonadales, Geminigeraceae. The coding region runs from base 52 to 435 and encodes 127 amino acids. The record is from RefSeq and is a predicted model, not a curated record.
CAGAGGGAAGGAUACACUUUCUUAUGCACAAGUUAUAUCUUACAACAACAUAUGUUCGAACUUCAUCUCUCACCUCCAUCCUCUCAUUAUCAUCCUCUCCAUCAUCAUCUCCAUCAUCAUCACCCAACAACAACAUUCACGACAAUUACAAUUUCGCCAUAUCUAGAUUACACGAGGGGCGGCACUUGCGAUGUUUCCUGUCGCCUCCUCCCGCUAUUUCUCGCACUUGGUGUCAAAAAGGCAGCAGGGAGCGCGCAGAAAGCGCUUGGCGAAGCACUGGUGGGGAUUAAGCUCUGGGCGCAGACAUUCCGUGUGCUGCAGCUUACAGGAGACCGAAAGGUUCCCCUCCUCAUCGAGAAAGGAGGAGAGCUCGACGAUGGCAGACACGUGCUGCAGGUAAAUCUCUCCCGGCCGCUCAAAGGGAGGAACAGCUGACGUCUUGGUCGCAACCCAUCCCGUCUCUUUGGUCCUUGUAAUGUGACACGCUGUUGAUCGCGGGGCGUCACACGUGACAUUGAGAGCAGCCGUCAGCGUCUGGAAGUAGGUCGUACGAACUAGAAAGCGCCAGAAUGUGCCGUCUGUGACCUGAAGCC